Venturia canescens is the source of this 3729-nucleotide messenger RNA. It is a transcript of the gene DUBAI, whose product is annotated as Deubiquitinating apoptotic inhibitor. The coding region runs from base 457 to 3387 and encodes 976 amino acids. The record is from RefSeq and is a predicted model, not a curated record. Gene Ontology annotation, cellular component: nucleus; cytosol. The transcript is spliced from 3 exons. Gene Ontology annotation, molecular function: cysteine-type deubiquitinase activity. Lineage: Eukaryota; Metazoa; Arthropoda; Insecta; Hymenoptera; Ichneumonidae. Gene Ontology annotation, biological process: protein deubiquitination.
UUGCAGUAUGUAUUACAUAUACGUGCAAGGAAAAACAUCGGGGAAAGGGUGGGGAAAGGAAAAUUAGUCAAAUUUGUCGUGUACGUUGUUACAAUGCACAAUUUAUAGAGUAAUAAUAAAUCGCGUAAUAUACGUGUAUUUUCCGUUCGUUUAAAUAAAAAUUGCAGGCCCAUCGUAUAUCUAUUCAAAACGAAACGUUAUUGAAAUGUGGAGUUAAGCUUGUACGAGUGACAUAGAGAAAAAAGAAACAAAUAAAAAGUUAAAUCAUUCAAGUUUCGAAGGUUAGGAACGUCCUUUGCUUUGUGUCGUCAUUGUCAAAAUAGUUAUAUAUUGUUUCCCUGCGAGACGAUGAAAACACGCCCUAAAUGUUAAUGAAGCAGAAGUGAGUCCAGAAAAGUGCAGAGUGAAAAAAAAUAUAAUUAUAUAGGAACAAUAGUGCAAUCGUGAUUAAGAAUAAUGUGGAAAAUGGAGUGCGAGGAUACGAUGCAAUUGAUGCCAGAAUUGACAAGCUCGUUGAAUCUUAUUGUCUCAGGUUUAAGUGAGGAUGACGUUGCUAAAGGUUGGAGUAAUCUUCGGGAAUUAGAGGAAAGCAGCGCUCUUCAAAGUUCGGUUAAACUUCACGAGGCUAAAUAUAUUAUGAAAGGAAUAUUGCAGGGUAGAGUACCGAAUAUCCAUCAAGUACCAAAACUGAUGGUUUACUUUGCCAAGUAUGUGAAAAAAAAGCUCGAUAUUGCGACGGAUGACGAUGAUCCGAUAGUGAACGAUUUUGUUGCAUUCGUUCAAUUGGCUGGUGACAAGGAUAUAACUUUGUUGGUAUCGCUGGUUGAAAUACUGAGAGAUUAUCCUAUGUACGGAGGGAGCAUCGGUGGCAUGGCAAAAGCUUGCAGAGCUAUUGUCAACAGUCUAGGCACGUUUCAAAUGCCAUCGAGUUCUAGCAAAGUUCAACAGUUCCGAAACAGUGCUUAUAAAAUAAAAGAAUCCCUCAAAACAAUUUGCAAGAGCGGCACGGGUUCUGGUGGCUCUGAACUCAUACCUGUUUGUCUCGAGGCUGUUUAUGCCAUGAUUUUAGAUACGGACAGAGAAACAGAGCCUGGGCCAGGCUUGAUAGCGAUACUGGAACUCAUAGAGAUCAAAUACAUAAGCCAAGCAGUUAAGUGGAUCGUGACAGAAUCUAGAAGCGACUCUCAGCUGGAAAGAGCACUGCAAGUACUUUGCUACUGGAUUCCUUACUGGCUAAAAAUGGAACACCUCGGCCCAUGGAUCAUGGAACUUAUGACAGGUCUGGAGAAUGCUGAAAAGUACGUCAUACUGGAAGCCGUCGCCAAAGCUCAUCUCAGUAAAAUUCUCCGCUGUGUACCCCUUCCCAUGUCAAGUUUACAUGCCACUAUGUUGGUAACGAUAAUGUUACGACGUCAGGCAAAACCCAGGCUCUUCCAUCAGGUGGCAAAGCACAUCAUAGUAGUUUUUACCCAAUUGUCGGGGCAAACGAGCGACACAGCCCGCAAGUGCUUGCAGGAUCUUGUAGAUGUUACUAAGGCACUCAUCGAACGGUUUCCUGGCUAUCCUCUCAUCUACGAGGAACUCGAAAAAUCGUUUCCUGUACAGCCUCUCAGGGAUAAUGUAAUUUCCUACCGGGACGAGCCUAUAUGGUUCAGGGAUUACGAAAAUUUCCCUUCUUCUAUGAUCUCUUCCACUCUUCCUUACACCGAUGUUGAGAGCAGUCCUCCCCUUCCGCUUCCUUCUCCCGAUCAUGGAAAAGUUGGUCUCAAUAAUCUCGGUAACACUUGUUACAUGAACAGCGUACUCCAAGCACUUGCUAUGACCAGACAAUUCAGUCAACAAGUUAUGAGCUACGAAUCGUUGUGUCCCGCUAUGAAGAAUGAUUCCGCACUGAGCAUCGCUGCAUCCGCCGAACAAGCUGCUCAAAUAAUGCCCAAGCUUCAGAAUCUCUUUGCACUUCUGUUCUACUCGCCAAGGCGAAGCUUGUCACCGUCCGAGAUUCUCGUUGCUUCGAGACCCGAAUACUUCACGCCCAGACAACAGCAGGACAGCUCGGAAUUUUUAUGUCAUUUGCUCGACGUGCUGUACGAACAAGAGAAGAGUAUUCUAAGAAAGUCAGCUCUUGGAGAAGAAGAAUCUUCGGUCACAGCCUCAACAAGGAGUAAAGGUAAAAGAAACAGAGAAGUCGCAGCGACGGAUCGCGGAUGCAUCAAGAGGUGGACAACGGAGGAAGAUCUGAGCGAGGGUGGAAUACCUCUGGAACGUAAAACGAGUCAGUCCUUGGGGGAUUUCACGCAAGCGAGCGACGAUGUUGACGAAGAAAUUGGAGAGACGCGGACUAGUGGCGAAGGUUUGAGCGAUUGUCAUUCGGAUUCGACCGACAGUGGAAUACAAUCUGUGGACGGUCGUGCUGGGCUCGUUGGGAGUAGUAACGUCGUAGAUGCGACGAAAUCGUUAGCCAAAUCGAUUCUCGUGCAUCGUGUCUUCGGUGGCGAGUCGAAAAUCACUUAUCAGUGCGCUCAGUGCGACACGAGCUCCCACAACAAUGACACCUUUCGGGAUCUUCAGCUUUGUUUUCCCGAGGAAAUAACCGACAAUCAGGAAGUCUCGGUACAAGAUCUCAUGAAUUAUUAUCUCACACCGGAGAAGCUCACCGGCGACAACAAAUAUCGUUGCGACAAGUGCAUGAAGCUUUGCGAUGCUCAACGUAUUAUAAAAAUUUUACGAGCCCCCGUUCAUCUCAUACUCACCUUAAAACACUUUCACUACGAUCCGGAGACGAGAUUGCGCACCAAAUUACGUCACAAAGUUACCUACAACGAGACCAUCAAAUUGCCGGUCUCCCAAACGUAUACGAACGACUUUUCGACCCCAACGACUUCGAGUUCGAACCCGAUGACCUCGACCGUUGCCGAAACGUACAAAAUUUACGCUGCCGUUGUUCAUUCUGGAUACAGUAUGGAUUACGGUCACUACGUCACUUACGCUCGAGAUUCCAAGGAGAAUUGGUUCAAGUUCAACGACAGUUUCGUCUCCCGUACCAGUCUCGACGAUUUCAACGCUCUCGAACCUCCCGUUACCCCAUAUAUUCUGUUCUACGAGAAAAUCAAUUCUUCUUCCGAGGACCCCGAUGACAAUGCCGAUGACGAAAAACCCGAAUUGUCAAGUUUGAGCAAACGUGUCAGAGACUUGGUAGAAAAGGAUCGACGCGCUUACGAGGAUGAGAUGAAACAACAGACUGAGAAAAAACGCGCUCAACGAGCCAGUCCCGGAGGCCAUGUGGUCGCACCGAGCAUAAGACGUCAUGACAACUCUGAUGACGAAAAUCCGCCUCCCAGUAGCUGUCGGGGACACAUCGAUAUGCCACCGAAUCGUUUUCUCUUUUGAACCUCCUCAUUUCCCCUCUCUCGAUACUCAUUGCAUCAUUUUUUCCCCUCAUUUUUUUUUUUUUAUUCCCUUGUUACACUGGUCUAUCGUGCGACUGCAGACGAGGCGAAAUUUUCUAUUUGUAUAUAUUCUACUCAUUUUAAUCGUAUGUCUUCGAACAUAAUUAAGUUACUAAUAACGCGACAUUAAAGGAGAUGAAGAAUUGAAAAGAAACGAACAUAGUUAAAUUAAUUGAUAAAAUGCGGUUGGAAAUCUGUGAUACAUAUGUAACAUUUGUACUGUCGCAUUGACAAUAUUGAUCAUCUUAUAAAUACAGUAUUCGAUUACGAAUGUUGCAAAAUA